Chinchilla lanigera (long-tailed chinchilla) is the source of this 2112-nucleotide messenger RNA. It is a transcript of the gene Nucb1, whose product is annotated as nucleobindin 1. The transcript is spliced from 13 exons. The record is from RefSeq and is a predicted model, not a curated record. NCBI's taxonomy places the organism in Eukaryota, Metazoa, Chordata, Mammalia, Rodentia, Chinchillidae. Gene Ontology annotation, cellular component: extracellular exosome; endoplasmic reticulum-Golgi intermediate compartment. Gene Ontology annotation, molecular function: calcium ion binding. The coding region runs from base 113 to 1507 and encodes 464 amino acids.
UGGGCCGGGCUCUCUUCAGGGAAAGUGGGCGUGGCCUAGGAGGAAAUCGGCAGAGACGCGCUCGAGGUCCUUGCUGCGAGAACGCCCUCUGCGCGGUAAAGGCGAGCGCGCCAUGCCGCCCUCCGCGCCCCGCCGAGCCCUUGUCCUCCUGCUGCCGCCCCUGCUGUGGCUGCCGGUCGUGCUGCCCGUGCCCAUCGAGCGGGCCGCCGCCAACCAGGAGCCGAGCCCCGCCACCGAGAGCCCGGACACCGGCCUGUACUACCACCGGUACCUCCAGGAGGUCAUCAAUGUGCUGGAGACAGAUGGGCACUUCCGGGAGAAGCUGCAGGCCGCCAAUGCUGAGGACAUCAAGAGCGGAAAGCUGAGCAGAGAGCUGGACUUCGUCAGCCACCACGUCCGUACCAAGCUGGAUGAGCUCAAGCGACAGGAGGUGUCACGGCUGCGGAUGCUGCUCAAAGCAAAGAUGGACGCCAAGCAGGAGCCCAGUGAGCAGGAUGUGCAGGUGGAUCACCUGAAUCUCCUGAAGCAGUUUGAACACCUGGACCCUCAGAACCAGCACACAUUCGAGGCCCGAGACCUGGAGCUGCUGAUCCAGACGGCUACCCGGGACCUCGCGCAGUACGAUGCGGCCCAUCACGAGGAGUUUAAACGCUAUGAGAUGCUCAAGGAACAUGAGAGACGCCAGUACCUGGAGUCCCUGGGAGAGGAACAGCGGAAAGAGGCAGAACGGAAGCUGGAAGAGCAGCAGCGCCGGCACCGGGAGCACCCCAAAGUCAAUGUGCCUGGCAGCCAAGCGCAGCUGAAGGAGGUGUGGGAAGAACUGGAUGGAUUGGACCCCAACAGGUUUAACCCCAAGACCUUCUUCAUCCUGCAUGAUAUCAACAGCGAUGGGGUCCUGGAUGAGCAGGAGCUGGAGGCCCUCUUCACCAAGGAGCUGGAGAAGGUGUAUGACCCAAAGAACGAGGAGGACGACAUGCGGGAGAUGGAGGAGGAGCGGCUGCGCAUGCGGGAGCACGUGAUGAAGAAUGUGGACACCAACCAGGACCGCCUCGUGACCCUGGAGGAGUUCCUAGCGUCCACCCAGAGGAAGGAGUUCGGGGACACCGGGGAGGGAUGGGAGACUGUGGAAAUGCACCCCGCGUACACGGAGGAGGAGCUGAGGCGCUUCGAGGAGGAGCUGGCCGCCCGCGAGGCCGAGCUGAAGGCCCAGGCCCAGCGCCUCAGCCGGGAGACCGAGGCCCUCGGGCGGUCACAGGACCAGCUGGUGGCCCAGAGGCGGGAGCUGCAGCAGGCCGUUCUGCAAAUGGAGCAGAGGAAGCAGCAGCAGCAGCAGCAGGACCAGAACCCGCCCCCCGCCAACCCCGAGGGCCAGCUCAAGUUCCACCCAGACACAGAUGAUGUUCCCGUCCCAGCUCCAGCCGGUGACCAGAAGGAUGCGCAAGCUUCUGAAAAGAAGGCUCCAGAGCCGCUGCCCUCCUUGCCUCAGCUGGAUUCCCAGCACCUCUGACCCGCGGGGCCCUGUGCUCCGAGUCCCUCCUGGAUGAAGUGUCACCGUCAGCCUUCUCUGAGCGGCCACACGCGUGGCCUCUGGAGGAGGAGACACAGUGACAUCCACACGUUGCUGCUCAGACCCGCGUCUGCCCCUCUCUUCCAGUCUCGGCGUCCACAGCUCUCAGUCGUGGGCCUGUCUCUCCAUCCCCUCCGGAGCGCCCGCCCCCUCCCACACGGCCUGCUCUCAGCCGCUUCAUCUGGUCUCUCGGCUGCCCUGUGGCCCGCAGCGAGUUGUGCCUGGCGCUCGAGCUCAGCUCCUGAUGGUUUGGGGAAGCUGGGGUGGGUCCUCGGGACCUUCUGCUACCUGCUCUGGGCCAGCAGUGCUGCUGUGUCCCCUCCCUGGAGGCUAAGGCCGAGGUCCUUUUUUUUUUAAGGCCAAGGUUCUUGUUGUGACCCGGCAGGGCCAUCUGGCUUCUGGCCACCUCAUCACCAGCCUCUUCCCCACCCUGGCCACUGCAGAAGGCCCUGGAGUCGGCCCAGGCGGCCCUGCUGACCUCCGCUUGCCCUGCUGUGUGCCCCGCUCUGUGCUGCAGUUCCACCUAAAUACACGUCGGGAACAGA